AUGCCGUUCGGAUUCUACCUCGUGUGCGACGCGGGCCUCGGCGUCGACAUCGCGCCCUACUGCUACAUCGCGGUCGUCGUCAUGCUCGUCCUUACGGCCACUAUUGUGUAUAUCGAGUGCUUUCUCGCGCUCUUUCUCGCCAAAGACCCGCCCGACGAGCCCGCCGCGCCGUACCCGCCCGCGUCCGCGAUUAUCGCGGCGUAUCUGCCGAACGAGGCGGACACGAUUCUGGAGACUAUCGAGGCGUUUUCUUCAAGUCGAGUAUCCCGGGCCGCUGCAGGUGAGCCACGCGGCAGCCUCUACCAAGCACGACUCCUAUCAACCUCCCAUUCCUCUCUUCAUCCCCUCCCUCUCUCCCUCCCGCUCGCCCGCCCCCCCCUCCCCCUCCCCCUCCCCCUCCCCCUCCCCCUCCCCCUCCCCCUCCUCCUUCCCCUCCCCCCCCUCUCCUCCUUCCCCUCCCCCUCCCCCUCCCCCUCCCCCUCCCCCUCCCCCUCCCCCUCCCCCUCCCCCUCCCCCUCCCCCCCCCCCCCCCCCCCCCCCCCCCCUCCCCCUCCCCCUCCCCCUUCCCCUCCCUCUCCUCCUCCCCCUCCCCGUCCCACUCCCCUUCCCCCUUCCGCCUUCCCCCUCUCCUCCUUCCUCCCUCCACCUCCCCCACAAGGUCAUUCUGGCAGCGCACAACGCGCAGAACGACAUGUACCGCCACGCUCCUUUCCCCUCCAUGUUCCCCUCAUCUUUUCCCCCUUCCCCUCCCAUCUCUCCCCAUCUCCCCUCAAUCCCUCCCUUCCCCUCCUCUUCCCUCCACUUCCCCCUCCCCUCCCCUCCAAUUCCCCCUCCCCCUUCCCGGAAGGUCGUCCUGGCGCACAACACGCCGCGCGACAUACCAAAGUCGAACCACUCUCUGUCCUGCUCCCACACUCCCCGCUUCCGCCCCUUCCCCGUCCGCCUCCCUCUCUCCAUCCCCUUCCCCCUCCCCCUCCCCCGAAGGUCAUCCUGGCGUACAACACGCCGCGCGACAUGCCCGAGAUGGAGACAAUCCUCGCGGAGAUGGCGCGGCAGCGCCCGGACCGCUUCCUGGCGUACCGCGUGGUGCACUCGCGCUCCAAGGCCGAGAACGUGAACGCGGCGACGAAGCUCGUGCGCGGCGAGUUCGUGGGCGUGUUCGACGCCGACCACUGCCCCAACCCGGACUCGUUCAUGCGCGCGUGGCGCUGGCUCAGCCACGGCUACGACAUAGUCCAAGGCCACUGCCUCGUGCGCAACGGCGACGACAACUGGGUCGCGCAGGCCGUCGCGGUGGAGUUUGAAACGAUCUACGCCGUCGGUCAUCCGGGAUCGGAGAUAAUCCACGGGUUCGGGUUCUUCGGCGGAUCGAACGGGUUCUGGCGAUCGGGGCUACUAGCGCAGAUCGGCAUGGACGGGUCCAUGCUCACGGAGGAUAUAGACUCGUCUAUACGCGUGCUUCUCGCGGGCGGGAGAAUCAAAUCCGAUCCGGGGCUGAUGUCUUCCGAGCUCGCGACGACGACGCUGAAGCAGAUCUGGAAUCAGAGACUGCGGUGGGCUCAAGGGUGGUUCCAGGUCUCCAUGCGGCAUUUCUUCUCUGCCAUGGCUUGCCGGAAUUUAUCGGCCUUCCAACGGUUAGGGUUGUUUCAUUUGUUCAUCUGGCGGGAGAUCUACCCGUGGAUCUCGAUGCAGAUCCUGCCGUUGCUGGCGUUCAUCUGCUACAAAUCCAACGGCUUCGGCGGGAUCAACUGGCUGGACGUGGUUUACAUCUGUACGACGAUUUUCACGUUUCUCUGCGGGCCCGUGCAGCUGCUGUUCGCGUUUCUGAAAGGCAGCCGCACGGUGCGGAAGCACGGCAACUGGUGGCUGCUGUACUUAGUGUUCGCGACGCUGUUCUACACGGAGUUUAAGAACGUGAUCGCGCGCGUCGCGCAUGUUAAGGAGUUCAUGGGGGAGAAGGCGUGGAUGGUCACGCCGCGCAUGGUGUCCACGCACCGCCAGGCGCUGGCGGAGCAGCGCAAGCGGGAGUUGCGCGUGAUGGGAGAGGAGGAGGUGGAGGGAGGAGAAAGAGACGGCAACGACGACGACGACGACGACGACGACGACGGCGACGACGACGAUGAUGACGAUGACGACAACGACGAUGACGGUGACGUCGAUGCACUGCAUUGCACCACCCCUGCUGCGUUUGACUGCAGCACAGCAGAGCAUGACGAGCUCUUCGAUCAAUCCCGAUUAAUAAAUCACUUGGAGCAAGGCCAUGCGUGA
Closterium sp. Yama58-4 is the source of this 2268-nucleotide messenger RNA. The record is from the annotation of a GenBank genome assembly. Lineage: Eukaryota; Viridiplantae; Streptophyta; Zygnematophyceae; Desmidiales; Closteriaceae.